AGCUAGUAAAAGUGAAGGUGGAAGACCGUUAGCGUCCCGGGGGUAUAUCCGUGGAGGGCACGGGAGGAGCUCUCAGAAAAAAUGCCGAACAAGUCCAAAAAAGAUAAGGAAUCCUCAAAGUCUGGGAGGUCAAGCAAAAGUGGGAGUAAAAACGACAAUCACAACUCUGAAAAUGAGGGCACCACCAUGAGGGGUAGCAGUGGCACCCCUCCCACUGCCCAGCUUCUGCGGGUGAAGCAGCCAUUGUCAUCAUCACAAGCCACACUCAAGAAGGAGCGUCGCCUGAGCAACUCGUGCUUUCCCAUCAGCAACAACCGAGAGCUGCAAAGGCUGCCGGCCUUCAAAGAUGUAGCCCCGGCGGAGCAGGAGAAGCUGUUCAUCCAGAAGCUGCGGCAGUGCUGCGUGCUGUUUGACUUUGUGUCCGACCCCCUAAGUGACCUGAAAUGGAAGGAGGUGAAGCGGGCGGCGCUGAGCGAGAUGGUGGAGUACAUCACCCACAACCGCAACGUCAUCACCGAGCCCAUCUACCCAGAGGUGGUGCACAUGUUUGCUGUGAACAUGUUCCGUACGCUGCCCCCCUCAUCAAACCCCACAGGGGCCGAGUUUGACCCUGAAGAGGACGAGCCCACUCUUGAAGCCGCAUGGCCGCACCUCCAGCUUGUCUAUGAAUUUUUCCUUAGGUUUUUAGAAUCUCCUGACUUUCAACCCAAUAUAGCUAAGAAAUACAUUGACCAGAAAUUUGUCAUGCAGCUUUUAGAAUUGUUUGACAGUGAAGACCCACGAGAAAGGGACUUCCUGAAAACCACCCUCCACCGGAUCUAUGGCAAGUUUCUCGGCCUGAGAGCAUACAUCCGGAAACAAAUCAAUAAUAUAUUUUAUAGAUUCAUUUAUGAGACAGAGCACCAUAACGGAAUAGCUGAAUUGCUGGAAAUACUUGGAAGUAUAAUCAAUGGCUUUGCCUUACCAUUAAAAGAGGAGCACAAGAUUUUUCUGUUGAAGGUGCUUCUGCCUUUGCACAAAGUGAAGUCACUCAGUGUCUACCACCCACAGUUGGCAUAUUGUGUGGUGCAAUUUCUGGAGAAGGACAGCACACUUACUGAGCCGGUUGUGAUGGCCCUUCUCAAGUACUGGCCAAAGACCCACAGCCCAAAGGAGGUGAUGUUCCUCAACGAGCUGGAGGAGAUCUUGGACGUCAUCGAGCCCUCGGAGUUCGUCAAGGUCAUGGAGCCCUUGUUCCGACAGCUGGCCAAGUGUGUAUCGAGUCCGCACUUUCAGGUCGCAGAGAGAGCACUCUACUACUGGAACAACGAAUACAUCAUGAGUCUGAUCAGCGACAAUGCCGCCAAGAUCCUCCCCAUCAUGUUCCCUGCCCUCUAUCGCAACUCGAAGACCCACUGGAACAAGACCAUCCAUGGCUUAAUUUACAACGCUCUGAAGCUCUUCAUGGAGAUGAACCAGAAACUCUUUGAUGACUGCACGCAGCAAUUCAGGGCAGAGAAAAACAAGGAAAAGUUAAAGUUGAAAGAGAGGGAGGAAGCCUGGAUCAAGAUUGAGAAUCUUGCCAAAACAAACCCACAGUUCCUUAUGUAUGUUGAUUCCUCUGGCCACAGUAGUCCCGUAGAAAUGGAGACUGAUGGUCCUUUUAUAGAAGAUGUUCAGAUGUUAAAAAAGACUGUAGCGGAUGAAGCCAUUCAGAUCCAGAGAGACCAGCGAAAAGACCGGCCACUGGUGCGCCGCAAGUCCGAUCUGCCUCAGGAUAUGUUCACCACGAAAGCCUUGGAGUCCCAUCGCCGUGCUGACGAAAUGCUGACCACUCACGACGGCCAGUAGCUGUCCAGCCCUGUCUCUCCCAUCUCUUCUCCCAGUCCACGUCCAUGUGUCCCCCCCUGCCCCCCCGUCCUCCCCCUGGAGCCAGCUCCUCCCCCCACCUGUGCCCAGCGAAGCUGGCGUUCAGCAUUGGAACAUAAGCAGCACAAUGUCCCUGCCCCCUUUGCCCUGUACCUAAAGAAAAAACUAGUUUGUCUUUCUCAGGUUUUUAUUUUGUUUUUAAGUUUAGGAAAGGACUGGGUUGCAUCUCUCCCUCCCCCCCACUCUUUCUUUCUCUCUUUCUGUCACUCUCUCUUGCUCUGUGACCUCCCUGUUCCCCCCUUCAUCUUUUCCUCCACCUUAUCAGUUCCUCCACCUCCCUCCCAGUGUCCUCCCUCUGGGCAUCACGUGGCGUACUGUAUAUGCCAUAUUGCUCUCCCCUUCCCUCCAUCCUCUCCUGUGCGUUCAUCUGAGAAACACGGCGACAGAAGCUCCCGCCGGUAGCAUCUCCUCUCCCUCUCGGCGGGACGCAAGGAGGGGCCAGAAUGCAGAUCGAGUGGAAGCCAACCUGUUUCCUCGUUCUCUGCCCAAAGGGAACAAAGUAGGGACUUGGGACUGUUUGGAGAGGGAAUUCUGAUUUAUUAUUUCCAUUUUGUUUUCUCUAUUUUGUUUCCUUUCUUUCACUCUCUUUCUUUCUCAAUCCCAGAAAUGUUGCCAGUGCCAACACCUUUUAUUUUCGAGACCAUUCUGUCACUAUGUAAAUGUUGUGUGGGUGUGUGUGUGUGUGGUGUGUGGUGUGUAUGUGUGUGUGUGUGUGUGUGUGUGUCUGUGUGGAUUUCUAUGCUGUCAAUCAGGUGUGGCUCCGGGGGGUAAAGGGGUGGAGUGUGGUCUGCCUUGUGUCUCUCGCCAUUAAUAUCUUUGAUUCUAAAAUGUGUUCAAAGUCUGGUCUGAUAGAAGCGGGAAUUAAGGGCUGGAAGGUUUUCUUUCUCUCUCUGAGAAAAGGGGGGGAUGCGAUAUACUGUGGAGUCUCAGUGUAGAUCCACUUUCUUUUUUUCUUUUUUUUUUUGGUGCCAUGACAGAAAAAAAGCUCACAGCUUUUAUGUACCCAUACUUUUUUCCAGGGUUGUUUUCCUUUUUCCCCUCGUUGGCAAUAUGCUCACCGUGGCAUGGUGGGAUAUUGACGGUUCAAACAAUGGUACUCUUCUUUCAAACGGAGACACAGGACUAGUGUCAGGUGGCAAAGUGGCACAGCAGCAGCGCCCAUAGUGCUUUAGCUGGCGUGGGGUGCUGCGUACCGAGCACAGCUCCCAUCUGUCUCGGAUCCACCUCGCUCGUCUGUGCUCUAUCCAUCUCCAAUAUUGCUGCUGUGUAGCCUACUCUACAUUCCCUCGUCUUUGCACUUUUCUCUCUCAACUCUUUUCUUGACACACGCACACACACACACGCUCUCUCUCACACACACACACACACACACACACCUGUAGUCCUCAUCUGUCUUUGUUUAGUAGACUGCCAUCUGCACAUGUUGGCUUCAGGCCGCAUCAGUGGACUAUGCUGUAGUACAGUAUACAUCUGAAGCUCAAGGUGGAGGAGGUGGAAAUCUGGCUCUCAUGUGAGUGGAAGGCUUUAGACGGUUACGCUUGUGUGAAAUGUGUAAACCAGAGCAGCUCUUAAAAGGCCAAGCUCUCAGUGCAUGCACAGUGCAGGUUGCCCCGACCAGCAAAAGUCUCAACAAGUUGCGUCAUGUACUCUUGUGUAAUAGUGACAGUCAAAGGUGACAUUGGCUAUCAGCUGCAUGGCGACGUAUGAUGCCAGUUGGACGCAGUGGUCAUUUAGGAUGUCAGACAUUCAGGAACACACCAUCUUGAUUAACAACAACACAACACAAAACAAACACUUGACCAGUGAGCUGUCUCGUUCUCUCUUUCCAGUCCCCAGUCACAACCAACUAGAGAGGGCCUAACCCUGCAUUGAUUCAACAUCUUGUAUCGUUCACCCCAACUGCCCUCUCUCCCAUGGCUUCUGUAGCUCUCUCACUCUCUCUCUCUCUUUCUCUCUCCUUCUCUCUAUGCGUCUCUGUCUUGCUCCUUCUCACUCAGCACUUCGCUGUGGAAUGGAAAGGACUGUUAUUUUGUUACAUACAAAUGAGAGGUGCACAAAAAAAGCCCCUCUUCAUUUUCAAAGAUACGUUAGUGCCUUUCUAUUACCAAUGUAGGAGAAUUUAAACACAUGAAAUCCAUCCGCUGGAUAGAGGAGAGAACAGGAGGGUUUGGCAAACAAGGCACUAUUUGCUAAUUCCCUAUACGAUGUCAUUCUCUGUUCUCUUGCACAGGUAUUUAUGGCAAAUAAGCAUUAUUGAGACAUGGGCAUGUUCACCUACAAAUAUACUAGUGAGGCUGACAAAUUGAUUGUCGCUAUAUUUUAAUCUCUCUCAAGAAAUAGAAAUAGAAAAGAUCAUAAAUACAUGACCGUUAGAGAUCUCCACAGAUGAAACAGUCUAAUGAACUACCUAGAAGCACUUCCUGAAAACUUGAAAGAUUUUAACGUUUUUCUUUCUUUUUCUUUCUUUCUUUUUGGUCAAAUAGGCAGGUUUUGUCAUCAGUCGUGAAUCUAUGUAUGUAUCCUCCCAGCAUGAAUACAUGAGUAUAAAACCCUAAACUUAUGAGGAUGAUGUUAAUAUAUCUUUUUUUUCCAGUGAAAGUGUCUUUCCGUACCAUUGUUUGAACUUCCACACAUGAGGAUGUUCAGUAUGCUUCUUAUGGCCUCUGCCUCUCUCUCUCUCUCUGUCUGUCUCUCUCUCUCUCUCUCUCUCUCUGUCUCUCUCUCUCUCUCUCUCUCUCACUAUCUCUCGUGUAAGAGUUGUGUUAAUAUUUGCUUGGAUGUUAUCAAUGUAAUGGUGACUACUACUAACCCCCCCUCAACCCCCUUGAAAAAAAAAAGAGCGAAGACCGAAGGAAAAACUUUCACCAAAUUGUUAUUUUAACCCUAAAGAAUGCCAGGUGGUGUUGUAUGGUGAUUUUGAUUAUGUGGGAAAAUGUUGGUUUUCAUUUUGUUUGUGUGUUCGAAAUCUGUUCUGCUAACUUUAGCUUCUCAGAUAAGACUGAAAUAAUAUAUUGUUUGAAUUAUAGAAAGAAGAAAUAACAUUUUGGUGACUUUUUUUCUGCAGUCACUGGUUCUUCACUGUAAUAAUUGCAGGUUUUCAUUUCUGCAUAAGCUUUCCAAAAUAUUAUAACAUGACAAGUGUCCUUUCAUAUUACCUGUAUUAUACAACUUCAUUUAUUAUUGUAUAUAUUAAAUACUUUGUUUUACGUAGUGUUAUAUAUCUAGAUUAAUUUGUACAAAUGGUCUCAUGUACAGAGUCAAACAUAAAUAGCAACUGCAGAACACUUGGAAUGUGGCACAAACCUUUUUUCCAUUUCUCUGUAACUGUCUACAUCAGGAAAAUGACUAUAAUAUUUUUAAAUCAGUUUGUAACUCUACAAAAAAUUGUUUGUUUGACCAUUCUUAUGUCUGUGGCAAGAUUUUAUUCAUUAGCCUUUCAUUGUGUGCUUUUCUCCAACCUAAAGUGGUGUACUAUAUAGAAUGAAUAAAGAGAGUAUGUGGAUUUAUAUUUUCAUCCAAAAGCA
Molecule: messenger RNA, 5432 nt
Organism: Sardina pilchardus (European sardine)
Lineage: Eukaryota; Metazoa; Chordata; Actinopteri; Clupeiformes; Clupeidae
Gene: ppp2r5ca
Product: protein phosphatase 2, regulatory subunit B', gamma a
Exons: 16
Coding region: 82-1830 (582 amino acids)
Biological process (GO): protein dephosphorylation; signal transduction
Cellular component (GO): protein phosphatase type 2A complex; cytosol; nucleus
Molecular function (GO): protein phosphatase activator activity
Source: RefSeq, a predicted model, not a curated record